Exophiala dermatitidis NIH/UT8656 is the source of this 5430-nucleotide messenger RNA. RefSeq names its product DNA excision repair protein ERCC-5. NCBI's taxonomy places the organism in Eukaryota, Fungi, Ascomycota, Eurotiomycetes, Chaetothyriales, Herpotrichiellaceae. Gene Ontology annotation, biological process: nucleotide-excision repair. Gene Ontology annotation, molecular function: DNA endonuclease activity; single-stranded DNA binding. The transcript has a single exon. Bases 214 to 4173 code for a protein of 1319 amino acids. Gene Ontology annotation, cellular component: nucleus. The record is from RefSeq and is a predicted model, not a curated record.
CGUGAUCUCGCGUAUAUGACGUGCAUCAGGCUGCCGGCUCCGAGAAACCGAGUUUACCGGCCGGUUCCAUCGACUUGUCAAGAGGCUGCAAUGUUCUAAUCCAGACUAUUUGAUGGGCAACCCUGGGUAUUUGGCCCGUAGGACCAGUGAUGAGACCCCAGCGGUUCGUUGCUAACGUUGUAGUGUGCCGUGUCUUGACGCGCCACGUUCAUUAUGGGUGUUACAGGACUCUGGACUGUGGUUGCGCCAACUGCGCGACCGACUCAACUGGCAUCGCUUAAUCGCAAGCGGCUUGCUGUCGACGCCUCGAUCUGGAUCUACCAGUUCCUUAAAGCGGUGCGUGACAAGGAGGGAAAUGCACUGAGGAACAGUCAUGUGGUAGGAUUUUUCCGGCGGAUCUGCAAAUUGCUCUACUACGGGAUCAAGCCGGUGUUUGUGUUUGACGGCGGGGCGCCGAUACUCAAGCGCGAGACGAUACGAAAAAGGGCGCGACGGCGAGAAGGACGACGAGAAGAUGCGGCGCGGACGGCGGGCAAAUUGCUUGCGGUACAAGUUGCCCGGGCGGCGGAGGAGGAAGAAAAGAGAAGAAAGGCACGGGCGGGAGGAGCAAAAGAACGCACACCGGAGGAAGAAGAGUUGCCGGCCGACCAAGAGCUGGUGUACGUGGAUGAAAUCGGCAUGACGCAAAAAGAAAGACAGGCCGGACGCCAGUUCAGGAAAAAGGACCAGUACCAUCUGCCCGACCUGGACGUCAGUCUCGAGAGCCUCGGAGCGCCCAACGACCCGCGGAUCAUGUCGCAGGCCGAACUGGAGGAGUAUGCUCGGCAAUUCCACAGCGGCGAAGACAUCAAUCUAUAUGACUUCAGCAAGAUCGACUUUGAAAGCCCGUUUUUCUUGUCCCUCCCCGCGGGCGAUCGGUACAAUAUCCUCAACGCCGCGCGGUUGCGCUCCAGGCUCCGUAUGGGAUAUUCGAAAGAACAGCUCGACGGCAUGUUUCCCGACCGCAUGGCCUUCUCCAAGUUCCAGAUCGAGAGGGUCAAGGAGCGCAAUGAACUCACGCAGAGACUAAUGCAUAUCAAUGGCAUGGCCGAGGACUUUCUCAACCAGGGCGGCAGGAUCGCUGGUGAGAAGGGCAAAGAGUAUAUUCUGGUCAAGAAUGAAGGUGUCGACGGCGGCUGGGCUCUGGGCGUGGUGUCGAAUAAACAAGGCACUCGGAAGGAAAAUGCAAUCGAUCUCGAAGACGAAGAGAAGUCGGUCGAUUUGAAUACAGAGUCGGCGGAAGAAGAUGAGUUCGAAGACGUCGCUAUUGAAGGGUUGAAUCGCAUCCCAAAGGCCUGGCGGCGCAAGAGGAAACAUCCCGAUGAUGACGGUCUGUAUGCUGGGACCACUGCCAGUAAUGCUGUCGAGGAGAUUGCGAAGAAACGAAAAGCCGUGUAUGACGCGCGAAAGGCUGCUGCAAGUUUUCCGCAGGCCCGUCCGGCACCUCCUCCUCCUCCCGGAGAGGCCGCUGGCGCUGCUACCGCUCCUGGUCGUGAGGAGGGAAAUGAUGACACGCUCUUCGUGCCGGAAGAGAAGACGCGGGAAGAUGAUGACGAGGACAUCGACGCCUUGUUUGAAGAUGUUCUACCUCUAGAGCAUGCUCACGAAGAUGAUGACAAUGACGACUUACAGAAAGCAAUUGCGAUGUCGUUGGAGCAACCGUCAGACGAUGCAGUUACCGGUGCCGGCGUUGGGGGAGGAUUUGUUGCGAAUGAGGGAGCGGCGGGUGAAGAUUCCGAUCAAGAUGACGGCUUCGAUCUACAGGCUGCCUUAGCGGAGUCUAGGCGGUCGAAACACCAAGGCAAGACCAAUGUCAGAGACAGAGAUGCUGGACCUGCAUUAUCCAUGCCUGCUGCAGAAUUGCCCAAGUUCGAUGGACCUCUGCCCUUUGAAUCGUUGAAUCUUGGGCAGUCUCUACUAGGCAAGAAAAAGUCCAAGAAAAUCGAGGAGGAUUUGUCCGGGGGCUUUGACAGAAACCUCGGUGAUGAUGCUUUUCGCAAAGACCGACCGCCUCAGCCUAUGCCUUCAUGGUUCGAUGCCGCCCCGACCACCAAAGACCUCAAGCAUUCUCCCGAACGGCAAGACGAGGAUGAGCAGAAUCUAACAGCGUCUAGGGGAGAUCUUGCUGAUCUAAGGGAAACCAUCCGCCGCGACAUAAAGGAAAUCAUUGAUCUCGAAGCCGAGGAAGACAAAGGCUCACUUGAAAACCCGGUGGACGUGGAUGUGGAUGUGGACCAAGAAAGCGAAGUUGAGGAAGUGGCACCUUCUCAGGAGGCAGGCGACGAACCAGCUAGUCCAAGUCAGCCUGAGUUGGCGGAAAGGGAUGGCAUAGGCAGCGAAGAGGAUGCUGAGCGGCAAAAGCGCGAGGAAGAGCGCGAGAAGCGGUACGAACUAGCACGACAGAUCGCCGCGGAAAAUGAACACGACGAGCCUUCAAUGGGAGACGUCGCGGAAAAGGCCCAAGCUGAACCCCCGCAACCUUCUGCAGUACCUGACUAUAUUCCCAAGCAACCUCCCGUGCAGAACCCUGGUCCUGCAGAGGCACCGGAAAGUGACUUUGAGGAAAUUGACUGGAGUGAAUCGGAGCAUGGACAACCGGAGAGCCCGGGAUCACUCGGGACUGUAGAGGAUGAGGAGACUCGAGAACGCGUUCUUUCUCAGCCUUCUGAACUAGCCAAGGAACAAACUGCAGCUGCUGAUGCAGACGAAAACGAUGACGAUGACGAGGGCGAAGCCUUUGAAGAUGUGGACAUGGAACCUGCUGCUACUGCAGCGGCGGCGGAAGCAUCGUACGACUCUUUUCGUGGACGCAACGGAAGCAGCCAAGCGGCAAAGGCGUCUUUUGACCAGGAAGCAACGACAUUUUCAUCAACAGUCGAACAACAACGAGACUCUGUCGUCCAAUCUGCCGAGGCUGCCGCAGCUGCCGAAGAAGAAGAAUUCGAAUAUCUCUCCGAGUCUGAAGAAGAACUAAUGCGCCAACUCGCAAUCGAAGCUGAAGAACACGCGCGCUUCGCCUCAUCCCUACACAACCAAAGGACAUCGGAGCAAGCAAUCCGCGACUACGAGAACGAACUCAAACAACUACGAAACCAACAAAAAAAGGACCGUCGCGACGCCGACGAUGUCACACAAGUCAUGGUCCAAGAAUGCCAGGCCCUUUUACGUCUAUUUGGCCUCCCCUACAUCACUGCACCCAUGGAAGCCGAAGCGCAAUGUGCAGAACUCGUCCGUCUAGGCCUAGUCGACGGGAUCGUGACUGACGACUCGGACAUUUUUCUUUUUGGCGGCACCAGGAUCUACAAGAACAUGUUCAACGCGGCCAAAUUUGUCGAAUGUUAUCUUGCCUCUGAUCUCGAGAAGGAGUUUCUGCUCGAUCGUCGGCGACUGAUUAGUUUUGCCCAUCUCCUGGGCAGUGAUUAUACCGAGGGCAUUCCUGGAAUCGGACCUGUGACAGCUCUUGAGAUUCUUACGGAUUUUGAGAGUCUGGAUGAGUUUAAGGCUUGGUGCGAUCAAGUCCAGCUGGGGCGACCGCAGGAUCUCGAAGAUCAACUUACGACUCCGUUUCGGAGGAAAUUUCGAAAGACGGUGCAGAAGAGGUUGUUUUUGCCGCCUAAUUUUCCGGAUAAGAGGGUCGAUGAGGCGUAUCUCAAGCCGGAGGUCGAUUCGAAUCCGGAGCCGUUUCAGUGGGGGGUUCCGGAUUUGGAUAAAUUGAGGGGGUUCCUGAUGGCUACGAUUGGGUGGUCUCAAGAAAGGACGGAUGAGGUUCUAGUGCCGGUUAUUAGGGAUAUGAAUAGACGAGAUGUGGAGGGUACGCAGAGUAAUAUUACGAGGUUUUUUAGUGGUGGCGUGGGUGUUGGGGCUGCACCUGGUGGUGGUGGUGGUGCCAAAGGGGGUGCUAAAGGGGGUGCUGGUCAACUGGCAGUCGGAGGUGAAGGUCCAGGUAAUAAUGCCGAGGCUAUGGCGCCUAGGAAUCGGACGGGCAAGGAGUCUGGACGUAUGAAGAAUGCUUUUAAGAGGUUGAGAGGGGAGGCGGAGAAGAAGAGGAAACGGAGGGUGGUUGAUGAUGACGAUGCUGAUGAUGAGGAUGGUGGUGGUGAUGAUGAAGACGAUCGUGAUUAUAAUCCUGCAUGAAGUCAAAGGGAGUGGAUUGUGGUUUUGCACCAAGGGCAAGAGAGAAUGUGGAUAACGAGCCAUCAUCGGUUUGAAGCACGUUGACGAAGAUGGAUGGUGGUGAGCAUGACAUGAAGUCCUGAGUUGAGGCAUGCGUGUUGUCUUGACCUUUCUUGCCCUUGUCCUUCCUAUAGCAUCAGGUUGCUAAGCACUUAGUACCUCCAUCCCGUCUUGCUUUUCUGUUGCGAUUCCAGGUGAAACAUGCCCAGCCAGCAGGCCAGUUCAAUAUGGUUAUCGUCGAUCCAUCUGAUGGUGGUCGGUUGCGAGAGAGCUCGACUUCGCGGUUGAAUGUCUGGCAAAGUGCAGCUGGCUGUCAGUCCACAUUGUUAUUCGUCGGAGCAGGGGUGAACGAACCGGGUGGAUGGGCAGCCUGAAGUGUGUCCAACUGCUUCCUGUGACUCCAUGUGGUCCGGGAUAUGAAAGCAUGACGUUCCUCAGAGUGCUAUUCUGCGGAGAGACCCCCAGCAUCCAGUAAGUCUCCGUUGUAUAGCGAUUGUCAAAGGUUUCUCGGGUGUGGAGAGUUCAGCCUCGUUCGGGCCGCAUCUGCAUGUCAAGCAGAUCUGCGCCUCCCAUACACAGAACUAAGUGCGGGAUAGGAGGCUGCUGGUGUUGGAGUUGUGAUCGGACAUUGGAAGGGUCGCCGGUGAUCGUUCGGCUCGAGUGGUUCUUGUGUCCGAAUGGGUCCGCUUUGUGGACCGUGGUUGUGCUCGAAAUCAUGUUCGAGCCGAGCUAGACAUUCUGCUCGCUUUCGAACCUUUAACUCUAGAUGGGAACAUCAUACUACCCCCGGCAGCAAUUGUUGGAGGUAAGAAUCGUAGGUUCAAUGAAUUCCAGGGUGAAAAACACAGACAGGACAAGGGAGACACCAGAGCAAGCGGUUUUGCGCGACCUUUGGUCGGCACCUGAGGCACCAAAGGGGGGAUGACCGGCAGCCUGGGAGAGCCGUAUGCUAGCCCCAUGAGCUUUCCAGAGCAAGAAAUCAACUCUGAGGAGUGUUGGAGCAGGAUUUUGCAGGAUCCGGUAGCCGUGAUUCAGGGUCUGCCCAUUCGGCGAUGCAACUGCGGACACAUCAACCGUCUAUCGUCGGCACCCUUGUUCUCAGUGUCCUCGGCGUAACUACUCUCGGCUAUGUAGCUGGUGUACCCUUCGUUGCAACAGUGAGGGCAUCGGUGUUGCAAGUACGACUUGGGGUCGAACCAGUUGAGAAUAUCAGUCCAG